Messenger RNA from Trachymyrmex cornetzi, 1113 nucleotides. RefSeq lists its product as uncharacterized. Lineage: Eukaryota; Metazoa; Arthropoda; Insecta; Hymenoptera; Formicidae. The record is from RefSeq and is a predicted model, not a curated record. The coding region runs from base 52 to 1113 and encodes 353 amino acids. The transcript has 4 exons.
UUCCCUGCUCGAUUGAAAAGAAGUAACACAUCUAUUAUUACAAAUGAUAAAAUGAAUGAAUCUUCAGAAAGUCAACCUAGUGCGUUUGAAACAUUUAAUGUUUAUGAAGACAAGCAACAGGACUGUCUCGAAGCAGAUGUUCCUGAUGUUAUUCCAUUGACAUCGAGUAAUGUUGCAGAUCUCUCCAUUCCUACCCAUUCAAAGAAAAUAUGUAACGAAGAUAUUAAUGAAGUUGAACGAUUAAAUAAUAAUUGUGAACAAUUAAAGAAACAGCUGGAGGAAGCAAAUAAAAAAGUGGAUUUGGCCAAUAAAAUUAUAUUGAAAAGUAACAUAUCCAACAAUGUCUUAAAAAAGCAUAUUAAGAGGUUGACACAAAUGAAAAACAAUUCAAAAACCCAGCACAAUUAUGUGAAAUUGAAAUCAUCACUGAAGCAAAUAUUUAAUGAUGACCAAAUAGAAGCUCUCGAGCGUCGAUCCUCACGCGGCCACAAGUGGUCUAACGAUACGAUAAAAAAAGCACUUCGAUUAAAGUUUUCCUGUGGUUCCAGUGGAUAUCAAGAAUUACUGAAGGAAAAACUGCCUCUACCAUGCGAACGUACCCUUCGAAGGAAAUUGGAAAGUAUUCAAUUUGAGGAGGGAAUUUGUGACGAUAUUUUUAAAUUAUUACAAGACAAAGUUGCUCAAUUUAAAGACGUUAGAGAAAAAGAUUGCUCACUUGUACUAGACGAAAUGUCUAUUGCUCCAGGUCAACAAUUUGAUCCAUCCACACAUUUGGAUCAGCGUUCGCACGGACAUGGUUCGUGUAUCUAUCGAGGGGACGAGUUAAUGAUUUCUCCAUUUGAUCCGGAGAAGGAUGAUUUGAUGAUCGACAAAUGGAUCAAGCACGUGGAUGAGCUAUCCGCGCAGUACGGUUGCGAUGGCCGAGCGAUCAUGAGGCUAAUUCCAAGCAGAUUAAAAGGGCACGCUCACCAAUGGUACGAUACACGGCCUCAGCUAGCCGUUACAUGGGCGGAAACGAAGGAAGAGCUGACGCAACAGUUUCGUAAGGUCUCUGCGAAGUUAGUACCUCUACUUCAAAAAUCGGAAAUUUUAUUAAUAGUACCGUUGAUUUAG